Papaver somniferum (opium poppy) is the source of this 706-nucleotide messenger RNA. Its product is annotated as ferredoxin-like. Gene Ontology annotation, cellular component: chloroplast. Lineage: Eukaryota; Viridiplantae; Streptophyta; Magnoliopsida; Ranunculales; Papaveraceae. Gene Ontology annotation, molecular function: electron transfer activity; 2 iron, 2 sulfur cluster binding. Gene Ontology annotation, biological process: electron transport chain. The coding region runs from base 77 to 520 and encodes 147 amino acids. The record is from RefSeq and is a predicted model, not a curated record. The transcript has a single exon.
GUACAUUACUUGCUCUCUCCUCACAGUUCAUCAUUGUUCAGAUUUCAGUCCAACAAAGAGAAAUCAGCAAUUCAUCAUGGCAGCAACUUCAGCUACAUUUUCUAGCACCAUUAAUCUUAAGUCCUCAUUUAUCAAGCGCAGGCCAGCAGCCAGCCUAGGCUCCUUUGCAAAUGUCGGCCAAACUCUUUUCGGAUUAAAAGCUGACCAUGGACGUAUAACUCUAAUGGCAACAUACAAAGUGAAGCUGAUUACACCAGAAGGACCUCAAGAAUUCGAAUGUCCAGAUGAUGUUUACAUUCUUGACCAAGCUGAGGAACUCGGUAUUGAUGUUCCAUACUCUUGCCGUGCUGGUUCUUGUUCUUCUUGUGCAGGUAAAGUUGUGGCUGGGAAGGUAGAUCAAUCCGAUGGUAGUUACCUCGACGAUGAUCAGAUGGACGAGGGAUGGGUUCUAACAUGUGUCGCAUAUCCACAAUCUGAUGUCACUGUUGAGACUCACCAGGAAGAGGCACUCAUGGGUUAAUUCUGUUUAAGUUCAUUGUGUUCUUUCAUGGACGCCAAAAGAUGAUUAGGAGUUAUGCUCCAUAUAUAUAUGACUUACUCAUUAUGGUUUUGAUUUCUUGUUCAAACUUAAGUUUUCAAGGAAUUGAUUUGUAUGUUUGGAAAUAAUUGGCAAAUGAUGAGAUUAUUGUGUUAUUUCUUUUGUUCA